GGUGUCGGCGUGAGCGUCGUUGAGCUGUGAAUGGACAUUAAUGGGGAAUGUAAUACACUUCUCUCAGUGACUGGUUUCGUCUGUUAUUUAAUCGCUGCAGCGGAAGAGUGGGUGUUGAUGAGUUGAUGACUGACAGAAGUGAUGUGAUAGCAGGUCUGCCAGGUUAGACAGAUCAGAGCAGACCGUCUGCUGCACAGUGAACCACCUGGAUGCAACACGUUACAGCAUAGACAGAAUGGAUUUCCCCAAUUACACUGAAGGGGUGUUUGCCACAAGCAACGUUAGCAGGAAUGACUCACUGGAGACCACUGAACUUCCCCCUAGUGAAAUCCUGCUUACUAUAACUCUGUCUGUGCUGGCCAUCCUCACCACAUUUUUCAACUGCCUGGUGAUAACAGCUAUUGCAGUCACUCGCAAGUUGCACCACCCAGCCAACUACCUCAUCUGCUCAUUAGCAGUGACCGACUUACUGGUGGCUGUGCUGGUCAUGCCCUUCAGUAUCAUCUACAUCCAAAAGAAGAGCUGGGUCAUGGGUCAGGUGGUGUGUACCUUCUGGUUAAGUGUGGAUGUCACCUGCUGCACAUGCUCCAUUCUGCAUCUUGCUGCAAUAGCCAUUGACCGUUACCGGGCUAUCACAGACGCAGUGGAGUACUCUCGCAAACGUACAGGAGCCAGAGCUGGUGCAAUGGUGGCAGUGGUGUGGCUCCUGUCCAUCCUCAUCUCACUCCCUCCUCUACUGUGGCAACACUACAGUGGCAAUAAUGACCAUGAAAAUGAGUGCAUCAUCAUCCAUCCUCACAUGGCCUUCACCCUUUAUUCAACACUCGGAGCAUUUUAUAUUCCACUGCUGCUCAUCCUCAUCCUCUACUAUAAAAUCUACCUGGCCGCUCAGACCCUAUAUAUGCGGAGGGAGGCUAGCCGGGCUAGCCGUCACUCAUGCAUGACCAAUGGCAGCAUGAUCCCCUCUACCUAUCCUGCUGGAGAUGGUGAUGCCGAUGGCGGGCCUCGAAGUCCUGAGCCUGUAAGCCCACCGGAAAAGUCUUUCUCUGAACCCUCAACAGAGGAAACUCCACGUGAACGGGUCCGUGUGUCUGUAAAGGCCUUUAAGUGCAAGUCACGACGGCACGAGUCACGCAGUGAAUCACGUCGUAGUCAGUUAUACCAAGGACCUCGAAUCUCGGGCUCACGAGAGCGCAAAGCGGCAUCCACGCUGGGGUUGAUAAUAGGGGCCUUUGUCGUCUGUUGGUUGCCGUUUUUUGUCAAGGAAUUGAUUGUCAACACCUGCGGUUCUUGCAGUACUUCAGGGGAAAUGGCUGACUUCCUGACAUGGUUGGGCUACCUUAAUUCUCUGAUCAACCCUCUGAUCUACACCAUCUUCAAUGAAGACUUCAAAAAAGCCUUCCAAAAACUUGUGAGGUGCAGUCAUUACCUCUGAUGAUUAUUUAUGCAUGAUCAAACCUGUACACCAUCUAUAUAUGAGAGGAAACAAAAUUAAUGGCUUCAGGUCAAAAAUACUGACUGAAUAACUGAGUUAUUAUGUCUGAAAAAGAAUAAUUUAAAAGAGCAAAAGGAUUGAUACUGGAAAAGAAACUUCAUCAGCCACUUCAGCAGCCUAAAUGGCACCGACUCAGCAAUGAGAUGGUGCGAGUUCCCAAUUGAAAAUCAAGUCCUGCUAUUUAUAGAAGAGCCUGAGACCUCAUUGAUGUUAAUUGGAGUAUGUAAAGGGACACUGAGAAAAUGUGCCAUCACUGACCUUUUUUGAGGCCUGAGUUCUGAGCAUUAGUGAUCAGCCCCAUUUAUACGUCUUGAAAUAGCUGACCAUUAUGUCUGUUUCAUCUAAUGACCUCCCUUCUGCCGAGUCCACGCUGCUGGCUUAAAUAUUGGACAUGUGUAAAAUACCACAGUAUACCAAGUUGUUGCUUUUUGUGGCUGUGAUGUUAUGAAAGGUGACUUGUUUUCUGACUGUUGCAAUGAUUGUUAGCAGAACUAGUAUAUAUUUAGCCCUGCAAAACAUUCCAAAAAUAUUAAACCUCCAUUGAUUGAUGGUUUGACCUUCUUGUAAGUUAAUGGUACAGGUACUGGCUUCAUUUACUUGACAGUCUAAAAAGACAUGGGAAGAUAUGG
Molecule: messenger RNA, 2124 nt
Organism: Maylandia zebra (zebra mbuna)
Lineage: Eukaryota; Metazoa; Chordata; Actinopteri; Cichliformes; Cichlidae
Gene: htr1fa
Product: 5-hydroxytryptamine (serotonin) receptor 1Fa
Biological process (GO): positive regulation of MAPK cascade; adenylate cyclase-activating adrenergic receptor signaling pathway
Cellular component (GO): plasma membrane
Molecular function (GO): G protein-coupled serotonin receptor activity
Source: RefSeq, a predicted model, not a curated record